This is a messenger RNA of Paramecium octaurelia, 653 nucleotides long. The record is from the annotation of a GenBank genome assembly. Lineage: Eukaryota; Ciliophora; Oligohymenophorea; Peniculida; Parameciidae.
AUGAAAAAAUAGGUGGAAUGGUAAUAAGAAUUGGAUAGGAUAUAUUUAAAAAAAGUCAUUAAUAAUAUUAUGAGAAUGUCAAUAAUUAUAAAGAAAUCAAAAUGUACAUUUUAAAAACCAUUUUCAAAGUAUUAACCCACUGAAUAAGAAUAAAACUAUGAAACUGGUUUCAUAUUUAUAAGUCAAUUCAAUAGAUUUAUUAAAAGAUGCUUCUCUGUAUUUAAUGAUAAAAGAUAUUAGAGAUUAAUAUUUGACUAGAUUUUCAAAUAAAAAAAGUAAAAUAAAGUAAGUAAACGAAAAAGGCACUAAUAUAUUCAAACCUUUAGCAAAUGUGGAUUAGUCUUCUUCAUCACCUAAGAUAUAAUAAGUCAUUUCAUAAUUAUCUCCUUUAAGAGUUAAAUAUUGCUCAAAACAAUUUCGUGGAAAAUGAUUCUCUUUCUAAAAAAUCAAUUUUUUGAAUUGGUCACUGUUAAUACUAGUUAGCGGCUAACCACAUUUUAAUUUUUAGGUGAUACCGUAGAAACUUGGAAAGAGAUAGAUAUUACCAUCAGAAAGAAUGUAAGAUUGAUUCGAUGGUUGAAGGGUUAGAAUUAAGGAUCAUCAAAUUUAUAUAUUUAGGAAUUAAGAUAAUUGUAUAUUAUGAUCUUGAAUGA